AUGUCAUCUUCAUUCUGGUCCUCAUCGCAUUGUCUCCAUUGGCUCACCACCCGACCCUCACUCCUGAUAUCCCGUCAAGUGGACUUACAGUACUGUACGCCUAAACAGCUAUACUGUCUGAACAUCUUCUUCACUCAACUAAUUCAGAAACUGGGUAAAAGAUUGUUACUACGUCAGAUACCGAUAGCCACGGCAUGUGUGUUCUUCAAGCGGUUUUACCUCAAGAAUAGCAUAUGCGAGACCAACCCUUACCUCGUGCUGGCAGCUUGUGUGUUCGUAGGUGCGAAAGUCGAGGAGACGCCGGUACAUAUCAAGAGUGUGGUUAGUGAGGCUAAAGUGGUAUUUAAUGAAUACAACAUCAAGAUGUUUCCAGCUGAAUCCAACAAAUUAGGCGAAAUGGAAUUUUACCUAUUAGAAGACCUUGAUUUUCAUUUGGUCAUUUUUCACCCUUACAGAGCACUGUUACAUAUAACAGGAAGAGAACCUGCUGAUUCCGGUAAAUUCCCUAUGUCUCGUGUGGAAGAAGAUCAGAUGAUCAAGAAGAAAGAAUUAGAAGCGAAGAAGAAAAGGGAUGAGGAGAGUAGAAAAUCUAAUUUGAGCGUACCGGCUAGACCAUCACCUUCACCAUUGCCUGCUACGAAUCAUGGAAAUGGGAAAGAUGUGGAUGAGAUUGACGAGGAUGAGAGAGAAGCGAAGAGAAUAAGAAGGUUGAUGGGCAGAGGAUCGACAGAAGGGAUAGGCGAGGUUGAUGAAGGUGUUUUACAGAUAUCUUGGUUCAUCCUCAAUGAUACUUAUCGAACCGACGUACAUCUCCUCUAUCCACCAUAUAUCAUAGCCAUCUCAGCAGUCUAUAUCGCAUUCUGCCUGACUUCCAUGAACAACAACAAUAACAACUCGAACAACUCAUCCUCCACAACUAGCUCUACACGUACUCGAACAUCUUCUUCUCAAGUUCAGCCUAUCUCAACAUCCAUAAAUACCAAUCAACAAUUAGGUCUAGGUCAACCUCCCAAUUCAGCUGCGGAGUUUUUAUCAGGAUUUCAACUCAAUUUGAACAUCUUUUUCGCUUGUAUACAAGAUAUCAUCUGUUUGUACAGCAUAUGGGAAUCUUUCGAACCUGCUACAAUACGACAACAGACCAAACAUCUAGCUAAUAACCAUACCAACCAAUCAUUAGGUAUUACAGGAGAAGAAAAGAAAGAAAAGGAAAAAGAAAAAUUUGGUCCAGAAGAUGCUGAAGCGUUAGUUAGGAAAAUGAUAGAAUCAAGAAUGAUAGAUAUGGGUCAUCCGAAUAAUGCAGGUUUAAAUCAAACUGCGAAAAGAUCAACAAACACAAACGCUAACAUCAUGGACAACGCUUCCACCACUUCUUCUGGUAUAGGAAAAAAGAGAGCUAGGAAAUAG
Messenger RNA from Kwoniella mangroviensis CBS 8507, 1404 nucleotides. RefSeq lists its product as uncharacterized. Gene Ontology annotation, biological process: positive regulation of transcription by RNA polymerase II. Gene Ontology annotation, cellular component: mediator complex; nucleus. Gene Ontology annotation, molecular function: cyclin-dependent protein serine/threonine kinase regulator activity. The coding region runs from base 1 to 1404 and encodes 467 amino acids. The record is from RefSeq and is a predicted model, not a curated record. The transcript has 3 exons. Lineage: Eukaryota; Fungi; Basidiomycota; Tremellomycetes; Tremellales; Cryptococcaceae.